AUGGCCUUGCGCAGCGCGGCGCGGAUCCUGCCGCUGGCGCUCGCCCUGGCGGUGGUGGCUGAGGUGUCCUGGGCCCGGAGACCGUCGGGCGCGCUAUGGCCUGGGCAGGGCUGCGCGGCGCUGGGUCGCUGCUGUCUGGGCCGUGAUCCGACCUGCGUCGCCCACGGGCCCCCGCGCUGCUUCUGCGACCAGGCGUGUGGCGCGGUGCGGGACUGCUGCCCCGACUACGCGCGGGUCUGCCCAGUGGUCUCCUGUGUUGUGGCAGAGUGGAGUGGCUGGAGUUGCUGUGUCAAACCCUGCCAGAUCUCCUAUCGCGUCCGCCAGAGGCGUGUCCUGCAGGAGCCGAGGAACGGGGGUGCUCCUUGCCCCCCGCUGGAAGAGCGGGCUGGGUGUGUGGAUUACCGGAGCCGCCAGGGAGUGGAGUGCCAACAGUCUUUAAUCCCUGCUCUGAUAACCACUGACAGCUACGGGAAGGAGCGGAAAAAGCGAGGGGUCCCCAAGAAGCAGGAGACAGCAGGGUACUGUGUUCAGUUCCAGCUGGGGCCCGUUCCAGGGAGCUGCCGACAGGUGAAGGCGCCUCACGCCCAGUGGACAAGGUACCUGACCCAGGGCCACAUGAUCUGUGUGAGGUGUGAGUGGCCUGCCCAGGACGCCAGGAGCCGGCGCUGCUACGGAGCUGGCGCCGGGACAGGAGGGAACCAGCGGCUGCGGUGGCAAGCGGCCGGCCACCCCUGGUGCCGAGGGACCUGGAUGAGGCUCAGGCAGCUCCGGGACUGUUCCUGCCCUGAGGUCCACAGCCUCGUCUUCCUCUAGCACCCGUGACCCUCUACCUGUCCAGAUCCCCUCUUUCCAAAGCCUCCCUGGCUGGCAGGGAAACCCCCAGGGCUUGGGAUCCCAUAGGAUGAGGCAGUGGGGAGAAGUAUGCAAAUGUCAGACUGGAGGAAGAAGCCUUGUCCUUCUGUUGACACUGAAAAUAGCUCAAUGCUUCCCCACUCCGGUUCUCCUUACCUGCAGACUCCGCCCACCUUUUUUUUUUUUAAC
This is a messenger RNA of Mustela erminea (ermine), 1041 nucleotides long. RefSeq names its product somatomedin-B and thrombospondin type-1 domain-containing protein-like. The record is from RefSeq and is a predicted model, not a curated record. Bases 1 to 813 code for a protein of 270 amino acids. The transcript has 5 exons. NCBI's taxonomy places the organism in Eukaryota, Metazoa, Chordata, Mammalia, Carnivora, Mustelidae.